Messenger RNA from Toxotes jaculatrix (banded archerfish), 2542 nucleotides. RefSeq names its product transmembrane protein 182-like. The record is from RefSeq and is a predicted model, not a curated record. Bases 141 to 902 code for a protein of 253 amino acids. The transcript is spliced from 5 exons. NCBI's taxonomy places the organism in Eukaryota, Metazoa, Chordata, Actinopteri, Toxotidae. Gene Ontology annotation, cellular component: membrane.
AGAGCCAGACUGUUUUCUUUAGGACUGGGGCUGGGCAGAGGGCUGCACAGUGGACACCAGUGAGGAGCGGAGGAGUCACUGACCUGAGGACUGAAAGCUGAGGAGAAAGGGCACAGUGAAGGAGGUUUCAGGCUGGAGUCAUGAGGGUGGGAGCCGCAGCCUUGGCUGGGGGGAUUUUUGGGGCAGUGGGGACCCUGUGCUUCCUCCUGGCCUUCGGUACAGACUACUGGCUGGUGGCCAGUGACAACUGUGGACCAUAUACAUGGCCGACACAAACAACCCUGACAGGGGAAAAUGAUGCCAAUGGGAGUGAGAUCCAGUUGGAAGUGAGAACAGUCACUGAUUCUCCUCCCUCCUCUCUCACCCUCCACCAUGAAGGUUUCUUCUGGCGCUGUGUGUUUCAGGUGGAGCCCGCAACACAUGCAGUCGUGGCCACUCUCUUCACAAACCAGCCAGAGUCCAAGGUGUGCAUCCAUGGUUACCUCUUCCCUCUGCCUGUCGCGCUCGGACAGGUGCCUCAUCCAAAUUAUGAUCCUACAGCAGUGUUUCGGGGUUUCUGGACCGUGUUGAUAAUCCUCGGGCUGGUCUCAGCCCUGACUGGAGGCUUCCUCUUGGUCUGUGGUGUCCCCUUCAUCAGCCACCGACUCUACAAGCUGGGUGGAGCCUUCCUCGUCGCAGCCGCCUGCUUGUUCCUGUUCAUGAUUCUUCUCUACGUGCUGUGGAUGGAGGUGGUGGAUGUGAAGCGCUACAUCCUGCAGGAGAGAGGAGAGACAUGUCCAGAUGCAGAGGUUUCAGUGCUCUACGGCCUGUCGUUCAUGGUGGCGGCGGCUGGAGUGCCUCUGGAGCUCGUCUCUGGGCUGGUCUUCAUGAUGGUGGGCCGGGCGCUGCGUGCCAGCAAGUGAGCUCACCAUCUGGCCCGUAGGAGAAGAGCGGACUGACCUUUUUACGUCCUGCACAGGGACUCAGUGGCACACUUGUGGGAUGUAAAUACUGGCUGGAAAGAAACGACCAACAUUACAGCACCACCCUUUGGGUGUUAUGUAGUGGUAGCAGUCAGAGACACUGGUUUGGUGUGGCAGUUUUCUAUCAUUUGCUUUGCUUGAUUUUCAUAAAAAUCACCAACUACUCAAUAAUAAUAAUACCACAAUAGGUCAGUGGUAGAGUUUAUAAGAUCAAAGCGAUGAAAUAUGAAUAUUACACUGGUUUUGAGGAUUGGUAAAAGAUGUCCAAAGACUAAGACGUUUUCUGAGCAAAAUUCUGUGAAUAUAAAUAUUUCUUCCUAUCAACAUCAUCCUCCUGUCAUUCUACCAAUUGCUGUUUUUAUUAAUGCUGCAAAUGAUGAAUCCAUAGAGCGGAAGGUGAGAUAUGCAUGGGUGAACCAGCUGUGUCCCCUGUCCUGGUUUUGGCACACGAUCAGAGCAGGCUAGCUGGAGCGGAGUGAGGUGGGAGGGAGGAAUGGCUGGAUGGACUGGAAACAGAAGUGGUGGUAGGUUUGGAUAGAGGGUGGGGGUGGAGCAGGAGAAGGAUGGAUGUGGAUAUAGGGGGGACAGAGGAAGAAUUGAUGUGUGUGGAGGGGGGGCACAAGGGGGCUUUGAGAAAUGAACAGCUGUUUGUGGGUUUGGUGGGUGUACAGCAGAGCCGGCCACCUGCCUCCUUCACCCCAAUCAUAUUUCACUCCCUCGUUCAAAUCUUUAUGCUUUCUCUUCUCUGCCUCACAGUAUCAUGUUUCUCUAUCCAACCCUACAUGUAAACAUUAAAUUUAGAAACCCCUGCUUCUAAUAUAUACACUUUAUUGACACAUAUACAUUGCACACACACACACACAAAAUUUCCCACACCUCUCUGGGGGUUCUGUCUUUUCCUCUGUGUUAUCCAAAGGGGAAAGACAGACUUGCAAUUGUAUCAUAACUGCCACAAUAUUAGAUCAUCCUCCUUUUUCAUUGGCCUGAAUGGGCAGCAUGUGGAAACGAGCAAGUGGACUCGCAGUCACACAUAUGAGCUUUCAUCUGCUGUACUGUGGAGAGUGUGGAGUAGUGCUGUUGCGGGGGGCAUGUUUGCUUCAAAGCCCUCACUGAUCAAACACACACGUUUAUGCGAGCACACACACACACACACACACACACACACACACACACACACACACACACACACACACACACACUGUGAUCACACGCCAUCGUUAAUUAUUGAAAUAUCCACAUACAGCGCUCAUCCCAGGUCUGACUUAUGUAACUUAUGUUGAAAGUAAUACUGUAAUAUAGCACCGUAGCCAUCACAUGCUAUAGAUCUGCUGACUUUACCGAGCUGCGGUGUCAGAGGAUGCCCUCUAAAUUUGGUACGUUGCAGCUCUGCUCUUUUGUUAUCGGUAAAUGUGUGAUUAUAUGUGAUAUACAGUAUUUUCUGUGGUGUGUGCCUCUCACCAGUAUUCGUAGUCACUCACUAGGACUAGUGAGGGUUUUUUUUUUUUUUUUAAUCAAACAAGGGGAAUGUAUAUUAUCCAAACAGUUCUCACCCAUUAAGAUUUUCUCCCGUAAAAGCAAAA